UGGUUCACGACAAUUAGCUAGCAAGCUAACAAGCCAGGGUAUUCUUUAUUGAAGGGGGUGUUGUCCAGUUUUUUCUGUUCAUCAGUGGUGUACUAUUCGCUGGUCCAGUCCUGUAAUUGGGAGUUCCUUGAGGAGUUUUGACAGGGGAGCCAGGAUGAUGCGGUACUGGGGCGAGAUCCCAGUCCAGGCAGCUCCGCCCAGCCGCAGCUCCUUCGACCUCCUGCAGCGGGAGUUCCGCCAGGUGGAGAUGCAGGACCCCCCGUUGCACCAGCCGUCCGCCCACCGCCCGCGCCCCACCACCAUGCUGGACAUCCCCUCAGAGCCCUGCAGCCUUACCAUACACACGGUCCAGCUCUGCCAGCAUGCCCGCCGCCUCCGGGGGCUUCUGGCUGCUGCCCAGGGCCAGCCACCCGCAGAGGGUGCCGGUAGGCUGGAAGAGGGUGACAUCCUGCCGCCGAGGCCGCCCACGCCUGCUGUCCCUGAUGACCUGCUGCCCCUGGACAGCAAGGCCCCUCACCAGCCAUUCCAGCUGAGGCACAGUGACCCAGAGAGUGACUUCUACAAGGGUAAAGGGGAGCCGGUGACAGAGCUGAGCUGGCCUUCCUGCAGGCAGCUGCUUUACCAGUCAGUGGCCACAGUGCUGGCUCACGCCGGCUUUGAGUCAGCCCAGGAGAGCGUGCUGGAGACCCUGACGGACCUGGUCCAUGAGCACUACCUGCGCCUGAGCCGCCUGCUGCGGGUGGCCGUGGACCGCGAGGCCCGGCUCGGCGCCACCCCCUUCCCCGACGUGGUGGAGCAGGUCUUCCACGAGGUGGGGAUCGGCAGCGUACUGGCCCUGCAGCGCUUCUGGCAGAUCCGCAUCAAGGACUACCACAGCUACAUGCUUCAGGUAAGUCGGGAGCUGUCAGAGGAAUAUGAGAGGCUGGUAAACCCAGAGAAGGCCGUGGAAGAUUCAAAGCCACUGAAGAUCAAAGAGGAGCCGAUGAGUGACAUUGCCUUCCCUGUCAGCGAGGAGCCUGAGGCUGACCUAGCGUCUGGGGACCAGGCACUGCCGAUUGGGGUGCUCGGGGCCCCCAGUGAGCGGCUGGCUGGAGGACUGGAGGGAGAGAACUCCCCACACACCUCAGGAGCUGCGGGAAACGGCUCCCCCUUGUGGCACCUGACGCAGGUGAAGAUGGAGCCGCAGGACGGCGAGGAGGGGCAGGUCUCGGGGCAUGGCGUCCUGGGGGGCGACGUGUUCGAGGAGGGGCCCAUGUCCACCAUGAGCGAGGCGGGCAUCCCCCCUUCCCCCAGCGGCGCAGCCUCAGAUGGCAGCUACGCCUCCCACUCCCCUGACUCCCUCAUGGGCACCUCGCCCGUCUUCAACCAGCGGCCCAGAAAGCGCAUGAAGAAGGUGUGAGGGACUGUGUGCCGGCCUCUCUGUACACAAGGCCACAGCGUUGUGUUCGAUAGUCACAUGAGACAUUGGGAGUUUAGAGGCGGAGAAAACCGACCCCUGUUUGUAUUGCCAGAUCCUGUUCCAUAAUAAGACAAGUGUUUGUGGAUGAGUUGGGAAAUAUUUGAAUAUGCGAUGUCACAACUGCACCAAAUUUUUUGAU
Molecule: messenger RNA, 1598 nt
Organism: Megalops cyprinoides (Indo-Pacific tarpon)
Lineage: Eukaryota; Metazoa; Chordata; Actinopteri; Elopiformes; Megalopidae
Gene: supt7l
Product: SPT7 like, STAGA complex subunit gamma
Exons: 6
Coding region: 155-1399 (414 amino acids)
Cellular component (GO): SAGA complex
Molecular function (GO): protein heterodimerization activity; transcription coactivator activity
Source: RefSeq, a predicted model, not a curated record